GUACUGCUCCAUGACUAAUAGAACAAUAUGGUUUUUAUUAAUUAUCUAAUAUUUAUGUUGAUAAUUUCACAAAAGUAAAGAGGGUGCAGUUAAGAUCAGUCGAGGGUCGUUUCGAUUAUUUAUCUUCGACUUCGUUGAUUUAGGUUAGGAUUCACGUGUUUUUGUUGAUCAGACGCUGAGGUCAUUUAGGCUCUUAUUUUUCAAAAUGGAAAAAACAAACAAAAAAAAAACACGAGUGAUUAUGGAAGAAUAUGGCAUACCUAAUGCGUUUGAAUUUGCUAACCUGCUACACUUGCAAGAAGACUGGACUAUUGACAAAUUUAAAGAGAAUUUUAAAAUAAAAAUAGUGAAACAAAGUGAAGAUAUGUAUGAAUUGGAAUUUGAUUUGAUCGAAUGUUCAGCAGCACUAGCAAAUGCUUUUCGGAGAAUUUUACUAAGUGAGGUACCUUCUAUGGCUAUUGAAAAAGUUUAUAUGUUAAACAAUACUAGUAUAAUACAAGAUGAAGUGUUGGCACAUAGACUGGGGUUGUUACCUUUAAAGGCUGAUCCCAGAUUAUUUGAAUACCCUUCACUUCCUUCAAAAACAUCUUCUGGAGAAGAUGAAGUUAGUGACCAAGAUACUCUUAGGUAUGAAAUCAAAGUCACUUGUAAAUGGAACCCUCAAGCGCCCAAAGAUUCCAGAAGACCUGAUGACAUUUAUUGUGGAAAUAAUGUAUAUAGUAGAGACAUUAAAUGGGUACCUAUUGGGAGACAAGCUGAAUUAUAUCCAAAUGGUGAAAAACAGUUAGGCAUGAUUUAUGAUAAUAUUUUAUUAUGCAAAAUGAGGCCAAAUCAAGAAAUACAUGCGUUUAUGCAUGCUGUAAAAGGAAUUGGCAAAGAUCAUGCUAAAUUCUCUCCAGUUGCCACUGCUAGUUAUAGACUUUUACCAGAUAUCCAAAUUAUGGAACCUAUUACAGGAAAAGCAGCAGAGAAAUUUAGAGAUUGCUUUAGCCCAGGUGUUAUAGAAUUAGUUAAAAAUGGUAAAGGAGAAGUAGAGGCAAAAGUAAAAAAUGCACGUUAUGAUAGCUGUUCUCGAAAUGUCUUCCAUCAUGACGAGCUGAAAAAAUGUGUUAAAUUAGGAAGAAUACCUGAUCAUUUUAUUUUCAAUGUUGAAUCUGUGGGUACCCUACCGUCGUCUGUAUUAUUCCUUGAGUCUAUAAAAGUCUUAAAAGAUAAGUGUAAAACAUUUAUAGAAGAAUUAAAUAGCAUAUUAUGAUGUUAACAAAAUUUUUACAUUUUAUUUUUGUAUAAUUGCUUAAUAAAUAUUCU
Messenger RNA from Phymastichus coffea, 1308 nucleotides. RefSeq names its product DNA-directed RNA polymerases I and III subunit RPAC1 (gene Polr1C). Gene Ontology annotation, biological process: DNA-templated transcription. The record is from RefSeq and is a predicted model, not a curated record. The transcript has 8 exons. Gene Ontology annotation, molecular function: DNA binding; protein dimerization activity. The coding region runs from base 206 to 1255 and encodes 349 amino acids. NCBI's taxonomy places the organism in Eukaryota, Metazoa, Arthropoda, Insecta, Hymenoptera, Eulophidae. Gene Ontology annotation, cellular component: RNA polymerase I complex; RNA polymerase III complex.